This is a messenger RNA of Condylura cristata (star-nosed mole), 2746 nucleotides long. It is a transcript of the gene SHCBP1, whose product is annotated as SHC SH2-domain binding protein 1. The transcript is spliced from 13 exons. The coding region runs from base 8 to 2029 and encodes 673 amino acids. The record is from RefSeq and is a predicted model, not a curated record. Gene Ontology annotation, biological process: fibroblast growth factor receptor signaling pathway. Lineage: Eukaryota; Metazoa; Chordata; Mammalia; Eulipotyphla; Talpidae.
AUUUGAAAUGGCUGACGGGUUGCUGGCGGGUGGCGGGUUAGGGCCGGCGGCUGUGGCGCCUGAGCCUGAGCGCUCGGACUGGACGGUGGAAGACGAGCUGGCGUCCCUCGACAAAGGUUUGUUCCAAGAUGAAGAUUCAUGCAGUGAUUGUAGCAUUUGUAAGCCAGGGAGUAGUUUACAAAGUUUUAUGCUGGAAGGAAAAACUCUUUUUCCAGAAAUGUUCCAAACAAGUCAUCUUUUGUUCUAUGAACGGUUCAGAGCCUAUCAAGAUUACAUUUUAGCUGACUGCAAGGCCUCUGAGGUAAGAGAAUUCACAGCUGAGUUCUUGGAGAAGGUCCUUGAACCAUCUGGAUGGCGGGCAGUCUGGCACACUAAUGUGUUCGAGGUACUGGUUCAGGUCAUAGAUGUGGAUUUUGCAGCCUUGAAGGCGUUGGUGAGACUGGCUGACCCGUACCUUUGUGAAUCUCAAGUGAGCACUUUUACCUUGGAGUGUAUGAAAGAGCUUCUUGAGCUGAAGGAACAUCAGUUGCCCUUGCAGGAACUGUGGGUAGUAUUUGAUGAUUCUGGAGUAUUUGACCAGACGGCACUUGCAAUUGAGCAUGUCAGGUUUUUCUACCAAAACAUUUGGAGGAGUUGGGAUGAAGAAGAGGAGGAUGAGUACGAUUAUUUUGUCAGAUGUGUGGAGCCUCGAUUGAGAUUGCAUUAUGACAUUCUUGAAGACCGAGUUCCUUCAGGACUUAUUGUUGACUACCGUAAUCUUUUAUCUCAAUGUGAGGAGAGUUACAGGAAAUUUCUAAAUCUAAGAAGCAGUUUGUCGAGUUGUAACUCUGAUUCCGAGCAAGAAAACAUCUCCAUGGUGGAAGGCUUAAAAUUGUAUUCAGAGAUUGAACAGUUAAAACAAAAGCUAAAACUCAUUGAGAAUCCUUUGUUGAGAUAUGUGUUUGGUUAUCAGAAGAAUUCUAAUAUCCAAGCAAAGGGCCUCCGUCCAAAUGGUCAAAAGGUCACCCAUGUGGUCUCUUCCAUCAUGAUGACUGGUCUGCUGCAGUCCCUGCUUAGGGACAGGCUUUGUCAGGAGCCUUAUAAGGAAGAAAUAGAAAUUCAGUUCCAUAGUGAUCCAUUAUCAGCUAUAAAUGCCUGCUAUGAAGGUGACACUGUUAUUAUUUGUCCUGGUCAUUACAUGGUACCUGGCACAUUCUCCAUUGCUGACUCCAUUGAGUUGGAAGGAUAUGGUCUACCAGAUGAUAUUGUAAUAGAAAAGAGGGGCAAAGGUGAUACUUUUGUGGAUUGUACUGGUGCAGAUAUUAAAAUCUCAAGUAUAAAAUUUGUUCAGCAUGAUGCCGUAGAAGGAAUCUUAAUCAUUCACCGUGGCAAGACUACACUGGAAAACUGUGUACUACAAUGUGAAACAACAGGAGUCACAGUGCGAACAUCAGCAGAAUUUCUAAUGAAGAACUCAGAUUUAUAUGGCGCCAAGGGUGCCGGUAUAGAAAUAUAUCCUGGGAGUAAGUGCACCUUGAGUGACAAUGGAAUCCAUCACUGCAAGGAAGGAAUACUUAUUAAGGACUUCUUAGAUGAACAUUAUGACAUUCCCAAAAUAUCUAUGGUGAAUAAUGUCAUACAUAAUAAUGAAGGUUAUGGUGUUGUCUUGGUGAAGCCUACCAUUUUCUCUGACCUGCAAGAAAAUGCCCAAGAUGAAACUGUAGAAAAUAAAACACUUAAGAUUCAGACAAAUGAAGAGGGAGAAGCAGCUGAAAGAUUGGAUCUAGAAGAACUCAUCCAAUGCGCAACUGGUAAAAUGGAGUUCUAUACCAGAGCUGACCUUGCUGAGCAAAUCGAGGGCAAUUGUGAAAUUGUGAGUGAGCUAGUUGCAGCCUCCACACAAAAGGGCCAGAUGAGGAAGAAAAGGUUGAGUGAACUGGGGAUCACACAAGCUGAUGACAACCUAAUGUCACAGGAGAUGUUUGUCUCGAUUAUGGGGAACCAGUUCAAGUGGAACGGAAAAGGGAGUUUUGGCACAUUUCUCUUCUGACCACAAAAAUGUAAAUAAAUAGCAAAAUACUGUAUUUUGCACAUACUACCCCAACAAUCACUGCUGCUAUUGUAGUUUGCUUCAUGUCUGUCUGUAUUUUAUAUUUGAUAUAUGAUUGGAUUUGAGUGAUAAUGUAGGUUUAUUUCUAUCUGUGGGUGUUGCACAUAAAACAUUCCCUCUUCAUAAGAAAGGUCAUAAAAAACCUGCAAUAGAAAAAUAUUUCUGUUUAGAAGUGCCUUUCUUAAGUAAAUGGUUCUCCUGAAGCCUAUUAGUAACUUUCUAGUGUAAAUACACUUUAAUCUAGCACUUGAGAGAAGGAAGAAAAGAAGGAUAUAGAAGAUGAGUACACAAAAAUGCAGUAAGUGUCAAAUGUGCAGUGUUCUUUUUCCAGUUGUCUUUUUAUCCCAAUUAUAGUGAGUCUGAUUUCCAUGCUGCAUUUGCAUAAUACUGUCUUAAAAUAAAAGCUUUUAUGAUUGGGAGGUUAUCCUGUCUAAUCAGACUUAUUAUUGAGAGUCUGAGUGGGAUGCAUUUUUAUGUUGAACUAUGUAAUCUUCAAAACCGUAAUAGAUACCAUUGCAGGUUUGAAACAGAAAUGAAUAGUGUUGUUCAGAGCUAUGCAUAUGUAGAGCAUUUUCACUGUUGCUGAAUAUGAAUGAUUAAAAAGAAGGUGUUUUUCUUUCACCAUAGCAGUAUUUUAAUUAAAUGUAUUACAGUCAA